AUGAGUGAGGGCGUGGUCGGGACCAAGGAAUCUCUGAAUCUCAACAGUGAAUUGCCUCUGCCGCCGACCAUUUCACAGUCCGGUGCAUCGUCUGUGUCCCUGAACGCCGCCACAGCUGCUGCUGCCGCCGCUGCUGCCAGUUGUCCACCAACUGCCAAUGUGGUGACUAUUCCGGUGCCCAUACUGCAGUCGGAAGGCAAUUUCGCCUACAUCACCGUCAAGGGAUCCCUGCACGACUACACCUGCACCGUCUUCGGACUGAAUCAAGCCGAAAUCCAGGCCCUUUCCAAACGCUUUGAGAGCGUAAAGCCGUGCGUGAAUGGUAUUAUGGUGGCAGUGCCACCGAUGGUUAUGCUGAACACUCUUGCCCAGCUAAGCUAUAAGGUCACUUGCAGUUGCGGCGAAGCUGAAAUCUGUUGGACCAUGCAGCGUGAGGUCUAG
This is a messenger RNA of Drosophila bipectinata, 441 nucleotides long. RefSeq lists its product as uncharacterized. NCBI's taxonomy places the organism in Eukaryota, Metazoa, Arthropoda, Insecta, Diptera, Drosophilidae. The record is from RefSeq and is a predicted model, not a curated record.